ACACCACCGUGACGGAAAACGGAAGUGUGGAACGUAGUUUAUAUUAGAGGAGUGAAAGCUGUGUAAAAUCAUUAUUUUUUAUACUUAACGCUACCAAUCUACAAAGUGAACAUUAAAUUCAUUCUAAGGCCGUAUUUGAAAGAAGAAUUUAAUAAUCCGCCUUCAUUUAUAUAUAUUAGGCAAGUUCUACAUCUGAAUGAAAGAUUCCCUAGCAAGCUCAUGUGGAAGUGUUAAAUCACUAGAAUCACUACUUAGAGUGGUCAGGAUCGAUGUUUAGUUUGUCUAUAGCAUCGAGUAUAUUUCAAAGAUCUACGCAGACAACGUGGAGCUGUGUGUUGAAUUUUGCUAAAUAUUUUUGGAGUAGUCCGAAAACGAAUACUUUAACAAUGCACGAAGCAAGGAAGAGGUAUCACUCUCAUUCAAGAUCCAAAUCUAGAUCUUAUUCUAGAGAUAGAAGUUAUGAUCGUAAGAAGCUCAAAACGCAUUUGAAUGGAAGAGAUCGUGAUGGAAAACGUAGAAAAUUAGAUUCUUACGAUAGUCCAUCAUACAAAAAAUCAGUUAGCAGUCAAAGAGCUCAUCGAUCAAGGCAGUAUGAAAGAGGAAGUAGCGCCGAGAGGAGGUACAAGAGGAGUCGCAGGAGAUCCCGCACUUCCAAAAAACAUCGUCAUUACCACGACAAAAAGAAGCAUAGAAGAUCCCUUUCAGCGGAGCAUCCAACUUCAAAAAUUGCAUCUGUGGAGGAUGACGAAGAAGGACAUCUUAUUUAUGAAAUAGGAGACAUCAUAAAAAGCAGGUACAAAAUUUUAGGUACACUCGGGGAAGGCACUUUUGGUAAGGUUGUCAAAGUCAAGGAUUUAGAAAUGGAUCAUUACAUGGCCUUGAAAAUAAUUAAAAAUGUUGAAAAAUACAGGGAAGCGGCCAAGUUGGAGAUUAAUGUUUUGGAAAAAUUAGCCGUAAAGGAUCCCAAUUGUGAUUACCUUUGUGUAAAAAUGUUGGACUGGUUUGAUUACCAUGGACAUAUGUGUAUUGCUUUUGAAAUUCUGGGAUUGAGUGUUUUUGAUUUUUUGAAGGACAAUAACUACCAGCCUUACUUCUUAGAUCAAGUCCGACAUAUAGGGUAUCAAUUAUGUUACGCCGUUAAAUUUCUACACGACAUUAAACUAACCCAUACAGAUCUUAAACCAGAAAACAUCUUAUUCGUAGACUCUGAUUAUGAGUUGGUAUACAAUAGUAAAAAACGAAAAAACGUUAAAAAGGUUAAAAGAACUGAUGUACGAUUAAUAGAUUUUGGUAGUGCAACUUUUGAUCAUGAACACCACAGCACAAUUGUCUCGACACGCCACUAUAGGGCUCCAGAAGUUAUUCUAGAACUAGGAUGGGCACAACCCUGUGAUGUGUGGUCUAUCGGUUGCAUUUUGUUUGAACUGUACUUAGGCAUAACCCUUUUCCAAACUCAUGAUAAUAGAGAACAUUUAGCCAUGAUGCAAAGAAUCCUAGGAGAAAUUCCCAUUAGAAUGGCAAGGAAGACUAAAACAAAAUAUUUCUACAGAGGAAAACUAGAAUGGGAUGAAAAAAAUUCAGCAGGAAGAUAUGUAAGAGAUAACUGCAAGCCUCUUCUGCGGUAUAAACAAUCUGAUGAUACAGAUCAUAAUCAGUUAUUUGAUCUCAUAUUUAAGAUGUUAGAGUAUGAACCUUCCGAAAGAAUCACUCUGAAGGAUGCUUUAGAACAUCCAUUCUUUGAUAAAAUCCCGUCCCACCUUCGGUUAACUGACUACAAGGCGAGUGUCAGCAGGGAGAGAAGUGUAUCAACAUAAGAAAACCAAGUUUUAUUAUAUAUACUUUUACGUAUAUCGGUGAUUUAAGACAAUUUGGGAAAAUAUCUAUGUCGAUACAAUAUAUUAUGUAGAUAUACUUAUAUUAUUCAGUAAUUUGUUUAUUGCACUUGAUCCAGUAAGUAUUGACUGAGAUCUAUGAAAUAUUUUUCUAUGAACAAGCUGAUUGGUUUUCUUUUCAUAUAUUUUAAAUUGAAAUGUGAUAUAUAUCAACAGUUACAAUAGACAUGAUGACUAAUUUUUUUUAAAUUGUUUUCUGUUUUGAAAAUGUUUUUAUUUUUAAAAAAAUAUUCUAAAAAAAUACAGAACUCGCUAUUUAUUACUAUUAUUAUGUCAACCUUUGUAAUUACACUGAUUUUUUAAGCCUAAUAUAAAACCAAGCAGUGUUGGUGUAGUGGUAACAGUAAAUAGUGUCUUCAGGAUAAGUAUCACCAGAAAUUUCAACUUAGUACAAGAAAUUCGUGAAAAAGAUGCUUUUUUUUCUACAUUUAGUUUCCAAAUUCGUGCGAAACAAAAUGCUUAAGGGGGCAUUCUGGACUAGAAGCCUAAAUUUUAGGCGUUUUUGAAACUAACGUAACAAAAAAUUGUAUUGACUUUUUAAGAAUAUAAAAAAAAAUCAGAAUUUCAAUGAAUUACAAACCGGUAAAGAGAAAGCUACAAAAAAACAGUGCACCCUGGUUGACAUGAUUCCAACCCUUGUAGUGAUCUGGAACAAAUUGAAAAAUUCCAAAUCUACAAAGAAGUCGUUAUAACAUUGACCUUGUCCAGAAAAAGUUCACAAAAUGGCGACGACAUGAAAAUUCUAAUUUUUUCGCCCCUUUCAAAUUUUUUUAAAAUACUCCAAAUUGAUUUAUUUUUUUUAAUCCAAGGGGCAGACGCGAUAUAUAAAAAAGAUUUCCACCAAAUUUUGAAGGAAUCGAUCGGGUAGAACUUGUGAUAUCAUGUCAACCACUUCAAAAUAAGUAGUUUCCAGAAAAAAAUUCGUUUAAAGUUUGAAAAACAAUUCCAGUAGAAUAAUUCGUUCCACUCGACCGUUUAAAGACAUGUUCUUAAGGGUCUAAGCUUUGCCAAAAAAUCGAUUUUUUUUUCAAUUUCUGGACCAGAAUACCCCUUAAGGGCAUUAGCUUCUAAUGAUACCAGAUUUUUGACGUCUCGCAAGGAAAGGGGAUAAAAAAAUUUUUUCUAACCAAACCUAACCUUAACACGUAUAUAAACUGAUGUUUUGUGCCUAUAUUUAGAUUUUUUAUGACACAAAAAAACUCACCCCCGUUCAAAAAUUCCUUCAUGUUCUUAAUAUCUUUUUGAGAUAUCUAACGCAGCGUUGGUUUUUGUAGGUCUGCUGCUUCUUGGAGUUUCCGGUACUUCUAUAGCAAGUGGAUACACAAAUUUUUUUUAAUGAUUAAUGAACUAAUUAAUUGAUUUUCAGAAUAGGUAAAAUUAUCUUUAUUUAUCUUUAACACAACUUCAGCUACGAAACAAAGACAAAAAACUAAUAUAAUAAUAGGUUGAUUUGUUAACAAAGUCAAAAUCAAAGUUACACAAUUCUUGCCAGUGUUUCCAACAAUCAAAAAUUCAUCUUCCUAAAGUCCCAAUCAAAAAUCCCCACAACUACUAAAGAUUCCCCUUAAAAAAAUGUAAAUAAUUAACUAUUUUACAAAUACUUAAGGACUCUUGAGUUAAUGACUUAUUCAUGGUUUCUUCAAGUUCUGCAUGAUUUUCUUCAGAUCUAAAACUCGCUGGAGGAUUUUGAUAAUAUGAAUUUAGCGGUUUCUUUUUGUCCAAUUCUCUUGGUUUGUUGUGGAACAUAGUCAUCAUCGCUGCUAUUUUCCGACCAAAUAUCUAUAUCUGCAUCAUUAUUUAGGGUAUAACACUCUUUUCUUAGCCUUUUUUGUGGAGGUGCUCUUGGUGGAUCUUGAAUAUAUAAAAUUCGAAUAUUAACAUAGCGUUUAUUCAAGACCUAAUGUGCAGAAUAAUGCACAUGAUACUUUACAUUCAUUCAAAACGUAGAUUUGAGUAUCAAAUAUAGUAUUUCAUACUUUGUAGACUUUUCUGAGAGUACAUAUUCAUCUUUUACAAAAAUUAUACAAUGAAAUUGCUCAAAGUUUUAGCAAAAAAACAAUAAAUGAUCACUCAUCAGGUAAAUCCAAUUUCUCGUCGGCCAUGUUCAACAAGUGACUAACUAGAUGUCGCCUUAGUAUUUUAAAACAUGUAUUGCCACACGGUCCCAAAAUGUAAAUUGUCAACAAAAUAAUAAUGAUAAUCAAAUAAUAGAAUAUGGACUAUAGGUCUGAAAGGGUUAAACAAAAAUUUAAAAUGUAAUUACGAGGGCCGUUUUUUUUAUCAACCUCUUAUCACUCCGCGGGCAUGCGCUUUAGGCGACUGCGAAGCUCUCGCACUACACACUCCGUCAUUGUUGACAUUCAGGCAUCAAUCGGCGUAGUGCUACAGCUAUGUAAACAUGUCCGCCAUUACUGAUGCUUUCGUUGGAAAAUGAGUCGUGUGUAUGAGGAAAACUUUAUGAGUAAUGAACUUAAGUUUGAAUGGUGUCGAAAGUUUGAGGAUGGCCGUAAUGAUGUGCAUGAUGAAGGGGGCCAUGGUCGCAAAUCUGUCGUUUCAGAUGACCAGUUGACAAAAUUGUUAAAGAAAACCGCAGAUUCCCCAUUACUGCUUUGUCUACGGAAUUUUAAGGUCUGUUUUUUACUCUACUUGAAUUUAUGAGCGGCAAUUUUCUUCGGUGAUUAUGUCUAAAAGUACCUUUCGGUGAUAAAAUUAUGGUUUUAUAUCAACUUGUCUUUUAUUUAUAGCCUAUCGGAGGUUGAGAAAAAACCGACCCUCGUAAAAACAAUUAUAAUUUAUCGUAAUAUUUGCAUGAUGGCGUCAUCUUUCAACAAAAAAAUAAAUUAACACUCAACUAGCGAAACUUUGAUAACACGAAUUCAAACAGAAAUUUCCCUUUUUUUUUAGAGUAAACAUUAUACGGGGGGUAUAUUCGAGAUAAUAGAAUGAUUUCAAUUCCGACGAGAAAAUCGUUGGGUUGUAUUCGAAGUAGGGGCUAUUUUGGGGUAUAUAAAUUUUGUAUAGUUUAUAAAAGAUGGUACCGUCAGUCGACAAAGGGUGGUUAAAUGUUGAAAAUUGGUUGAUACUUGAGUAUUUCUAGUAAUUUUUAACUACUGUCAUCAUGCCUAUUGAAAUUUUUUUUUUUUCACAACAUAAUCGACUGGAAUCCGUUACUAUUUCCAGAUCUUGCUCUAAACUGGCAGAUUUCAUACAAUACUUACAACAAUUUCGAAAUUAUACAAAAUUUUUUCCCCAUUUGUCUUAGGUUAUAUUUAUUGAAUCAUAGUUAAGAGGCUUAAAAUAGGUAGAAGCCAUGAUUAACAUUUCAGGAUGUGUUCAGCAAACUAUUCUUUUUAAACUUAAAGAAGAAACAAUCGCAUGUUCCUUACUAAGCAAAUUCUAUCUAAUGAGUUGUUUAUAUUUAUAGGUGUGACCAUAGAAGGAAUCUACUGUGAUGUAUAUAGUGGCAAGCAGAUGCUACUAGAGGUAAUUAAAUAAGUUUAAAAUUUGUGCACUGACCUUUAUGACCUUUAAACCAUUUUGUAACAUCCCUAAUGUACAUUGACAAUACAAUAAUUGUUAACACGUUUACAGUUUGGAGGUAUUCUUAUAGAAGUGUCCCUUUAAGCAUUUUUUUUGUAACCAGAGCCGAUUCAAGUAGAGAAACUUCUAAGAUUCAAACCACGUCAUUUCGAUAUUUAAACUCAACCAAGUUGGAAUUUCUUGUGGUGGUAUUUUUACUGAACAUAUUAUACUGGCACUCACCUUUACACUGUCCGGUCUUUCGAGCCGCAUAUAAAUAGAAAACUCGAAAGAGUAGAGGGUGUAAUUGCGGGGGUUGCCCUAAUGGUAGUGAAUGGUGUGUUCGGUUUUGCUGGCAGUCGAACACGCUAGAAAAUUUGGUAUACAGUAUAUCCAUAAACUAACGUACGAUGAAAAUUUCAAUGUAACUAUUUUUUUUUGUAAGAAAGAUCUGUAAUACAGAUUAACUAAAUGAAAUACAUAAUUUUUCGUGAAUUUUGAGUUAAUUUCACAUUUUUUUUUUCAACUCCUAGAGAUCUGCAAUCUGCUUAGCAAAGUGAUGAGAGCUUGGUUUGAUUUAUUGCUUGAUUCCCAUUCUUUCAUUAUAAACCAAAAUCUACACCAAAAUAAACUUAAUAGUAACGACUAUGAGGACUGAAACUAUCAGAUAAUUAUAGUAUAAUUACGUUUAACUGCACUGACCCUCUACAACUGUAUUUGACGCUCAAUCAAUUGUUGGAUUCUAAGCAGUUUUCGUGUUGAAUUUGUAGACCUUUCAAUUCAAUAUUCUUCAUUUCCUUUAGUCCUUUGCUACUUCUCUUCACUCAGUCCUUCCUACAUCACCCGUAUCCAUUUUUUUUUGGGCGUCCUCAUCUUCUCACUCCCUCUACUAAUGUUCCCUCAAUUCACAAAGUAGCAUUUUGUUCUAACCAUGUUGCUCUUUGUGCCAUAUUUGUCUUAUUUUAAUCCAACAACAUAUUGAUUGAUGAAGCUAGGAGGUUUUUGUGCAGGACUGAAGGAGUUUAAUGAUGACAAAUUGGAUCAAAAAUAAAAUCGUUCCAAUGUGAACUUUUGCGCUCACAGAUUAAUUUAAUGGAGCACUAAAAUUGCCUACGACGGCUAGGCAGGUAUUCUCCGUGAUGGUUGCCAUUUCGAGUCAAAUUGUGCCUCGGAAGACGGUUUGUUACCUUAAACUUAAGAUUUGACAUAACCCCAAAGGAAUAAGUCCAUAGGUGUUGAAUCGGGACUGCUUGGAGACUUAUGUUAUAUGUCCUGGAGAUCAAUUUGUCUGUAAACUCGUGGAAAACAUCUGUGAGAAGUUGCCGGACCCACGUUCUUUGGUUAUAACCAUGAAACUUUUGCAGUUCGUGCUUGAACUGUGUUGACAUCGCAGUCAAUAUAUGGUCACUUCAAGCUAAUGUUUGUAUUCUGGAAUGGUUGCACUCCAAUAGCGGCAAUUUUGCUUAUUGACUGUACAUUACGAUGAAAAUUAGCUUCAUCUGAAAACAAGAUGUUGGUAAGCGUUUAAAGGAAAAGCACGCUUCCCAAAUAGAACGAGUCUACGUUUUCGACGGCUCCAGAAGACCUUGAACGCCUGGAUUUUGGUUUAUACUUUUUAAUCUUCUAACUCCUUACCCAUAUUCCAUUCAGUCGAACACUUGUCGCAUUAUUAAAGUGGCGAAUAUUGCAGAAUUUUCUACCUGCUACAGCCGAAUAACCGUUCAAAGUACAUUGAAACACUUAGAAAUGAAUGUGUUUAGUAUUAGCAGCCGAAAAUAUGCUUAUUAUAGGGUAAAACAGGCAAAUGUGCCCCACUAUUCGAAAAAUCGAAAUAAAAAUCAUUUUUUGUUUAGAACAUGUUUAUUAAAGUAAUCAGUCUUAACCUCUGACUCAAUUGGCAUAAAAAAAAAACUAAAAAAUCUUCUAAAAUAUAAUUGACCAUAACUGAGAUCAACAAUUUUGUGAAACUUAGGGUGGGGAACAUUACAAGGAUAGAUCCGUCUUAUGUGCCCCAGCAAAACCUCUCAUUUAGAGGUUCUUUUUCCUUUCCCUUUUUCUUUGGUACACAUGUGUUUUCAUUUUCAUCAGAACAUUCUUCGCUAGAUUCACUAAGCUGCAACUCUACUUCACUUUCUGAUGACGAUGAUAAAUCCCUCACAACAGUCUUCUUACGUUUUUUCUCCUGUAUUUUUUUUUGUCUUCAAACAGUUUACGAGUUGUCAAAUGAAUUUUUGAUGUCAAAACCUUAACAGAUUGCUUCCUUUUACUUACGUUUUGUUGAAUAAUAGGCAAUGGACUAAUUAUUUGUAAGGUCUUAGAUGGUGUUAAUUCUUGUGCAGUCUCAGAAGAUUCUGAUGUGGACAUUUGAAUGGCUUGAUUAUUAUUAUUACUAAUCAGAGAUGUGGAUGUACUUGGCAAGGAAAGAGCAAUAGUGUUCUGAGUUGGCUGUGAAUGAUUAUUAAUUGCUUGCGAAUCAUCAUUAUUCUGAAUACUUCCCAUUGAUGCAUCAGAAAUUCUGAAGAAAUAUUCAGGCACAGCAUUGGGAUCAUAAGGGCAAAUCCCUGUCGCUUUAAAUCCUGAAACGCCAAUUGCUGGUAUAGCAGACUUGAACCAGGCAUCACCAAUCAUUUUUGAAAUGUGGUAUCGAUUAAAAGGUCGGCCUUUGUUGUUGAUAAACCAAGUGGAAACUUCUUUAGACAAGUAACUUUUGAAUGGCUUAAAAAAACUUCUAUCUAUUCUAAUGGUUGAAGAGCCUGAGUAGUAUGACUUGGUAGACAGAGGAUAAUCACAUCGUUUUCAGAUGCCAAUUGUAGCAUUUCAUAUGAAUUGGAAUGCGAAGAAUGCCCAUCUAAAAUCAGAAGAACCUUGCCAUCUUGCUUUCGUGGUAUAAAAUGCUCUUUCAUCCACUUCAAAAAUAGUUCAGCGUUGAUGUAAGAUGAUUUCUGAUUCAUGUAUACAUUUGAGCCAGGUGGUAGACCCUCACAAAAUUCCGGUUUUUUGUAUUUACCCUUCAGUAUCAAAAUAGGCGGAAGGAAAGUACCUUCCGCAUUGCAGCACGCAAUCAAAGAUAUAUUUUCACCUUUUUCGGUACUGGUUACAGUAUUUACAUAUUUCGCACCCUUGCUAGCAAUUACGCGUCCAGUUUUAUUGUUAACUUGUAUUCCGCUUUCGUCCAUGUUGUAGAUUCUUUCUGGUUUACUAAUCAAAUCGUUAUCAGUCAAUACCUUCAACAACAUUUCAAAAUAUUUAUCGACAUCCUGUCUAUUCAUACCACUAGCUCUUGCCAAUGACAGGCCUUCUGCUUUACGUUUACUCAGGUCUGGAUGACGCUUCAUAAAUCCUUGAAACCAAUCCCAGCCUGCUGACUUCUUCUCAUUAUUGAAUCGAUGUGGCAAUCGAAGAUUUUCAGCAAAGUCGUAAGCUAUAGACUGCAGUCUCGAUAGCUCCAAGGGAAAUCCGAUGGAUUCAAGCUUUUUAAUGUGAGCUACAAGUUUUAGUUCGUUCUCAUAUCCCAAUUCAGAAGGUCUUCCAAUUCUCUGCUUAGACCUCCAACCCUUGAGGAUGUGUCUUCGCAAUGUGCGCGAAGGUAUUUCAUAUAAACGACUCGCUUCAUUUACUCCCAUUUUCUUAUUUAUUACAUCCUCCACCGCCUUCUGCAUAUUUUUUUCCGUCCAUUUUCUUGGAUCAACAGCUUUAACCUUUCCCAUUUCCUAAAAAAAAAAAUAUUAAAAAGUAAUCAAAAUAAGAAUUCAGGAAUUAUCUCCAAAUGGGGCACAUUAGCCGAAAAAAAUCGGGGCGCAUUAGACGAUGUACAGUGUAAUGUGCCCCACUUAAAUAAUUCUGAUAUUUGUUACGAAAAACGGAACGUAAUUAUAGGCAAAUAAAAGUUAAAUGAGGUUAGUUUUCGAUAAAAACUUUAAAAACACGAAAUAAUAUGGAGCAAAUACUUUUAAUCAACGUGAAAAUAGAUAUAAAACAAAUUCAUGUAGUCAUACAAACCUUUGAAUCACUUUUUCUCACUAAAACUAAAUAAAAACCAGCACAGUGUUGUUUACAUCGCGGCCAUACUUUGAACACUGACCAGCUAGGAUCAAAUAAGCGCCAAAUUUAAAAUGCUUCACUGAGUUUCGCGAGUGGGGCACAUAUCCGACUGGGGCACGUUUGCCUGGUUUACCCUACUCUAAAAAUGUGCAGACGCUAAACAGCAUACAUGCGCACUCGUCGUUCCAAGAAUACGAGUUGUGAGAGACAGACCGAGGCGCUGACGCGGCAAAAACGAAACUUCCUAUGAAUUAUCAGAUUCAUUUAUCCAUAACUAUUAAGAGAAGUGAUUAAAGUGUAUAUUUAUUGUUCACAUUUUAUUUGUUAAAGAAAACAAAAUCAAUUUCCAUAAAUUUUUAUUAGUUUUCCUUUUUCAGAAAACCGCACACCCCUUAAGGCGGAUCUGUUUGUCAUAAGUAUUUUUUUCAGACUUUUUGGUCCUCUUUCGUAAAUCUUUGAUCAAUAAACAGAUGUGACAAUUUCUGGCGCGUAUUAACCUUAAGACAUCCAUUAAAUAAGCUACAAAACUUAUUUCAAUCAAAAUUGACAAUAACAUUCUCAUUGUGACAUCCAUGACAGAUCUAUUAUAGACAUCAUAACCCACAGAUGAGUGGGUUAUGAUGCCUACAUUUACAAAAACUUUUUGAAGAUGUGGUCGAGGAAUACUUUUGAUCUUUUCUUCAAUAUUGUUAAAUGUUAAAUUUCGUGGAUUAUUCUCGUAAACCACGGUCUUAAGAUAACCCCACAAUAAAAAAUCAGGUGGGGUCAAGUCAGGGCUCUGAGGUGGCUAUUCCAUAUCACCUUUUAUGGUAACAUCUCGUGCGAUGCAGAUAAAGAGUUGUUAGUGCGAUGUGGCCCCAUCCUGUUGGAACCAUGUUAGCCGGUUAUAAUAUUCACAUUGUUGCAGUUGAGGUCCGGAAAAAUUAUGUAUUCUUGUCGACAGAUCAGAUCAGAUGCGGUGAAUUGUCGCUCUUGAUAAUCUCAGUUGAGACUCACGUUUUUUGAGUCGAGACUGUCGGUUUACAGAAUCCUCUACUCACUGAAUGUUUCCAGCCGUUUUUGCUGUCCGAGAUGAAUUUCGCCAACAGUAUUGAAUGUCUGGAUCAAUUGUUGCAUUGCUUGGAGCUUCCGCAAUAUUGCGCACGCAAAACUAGCGUUGCUCUCCAGUGUACGGCAUGAGUGCUUCUCAUUUACUCUUGAUGUAGUUGACUCGUUUUGAGACACCCUGUAAUAUUUCUUUACAUUCGUAUAACGGAAAAGAUCCAGUUGAUAUCGGAGAUUAUUAGGUUAUUUGCCUUGUAUCACAGAUUAUUUAGAAAGAAUAGUAAAUUGAAAUUUCAUAAAUAGUAGAUUUAUGGACGUACUGUAUAUAUCAAAGGUAGUAAUGAACUUAACCAGUCGAAUAGUAAUUUUAGUAUACAAUUACAGCACUUUGAGGUUCCUUUCAGUUCUCAAAUAUCUUCAGGGUUCCCGCGUGUUUUAUGAGAUUUUUUUUAAAAAUAUAUUUCCUUUUUGGUGCUCGAACACAUCCUUGUUUAUUUUCGCCUUCAUUUUUGACUGUUAUUUCUUGAUUUUUUUUUUGUUUUUAAUACUGGGUGCUUUUAUUUCUGGAAGUUUAAAAGUAUUUAAUUUCAUGUGAAAGUCAUAUCUCCCUUUUUUUUAUUUGUAAUUCCAAACUACGUGGAGUGUAUUAUUAAUUUUUUGAUGUUAUAUGGCUCUUUUAUGAAUUAAAUAAAAUUGAUGAUUUUUUUACGAAGACAAUUUUCAAAUCUACGUCUGCUGCUACUAUUUGUUUCUAAUAUCUUUUACAGUUAGUUGGUAAGGCGUUGGGUGGUACUUUACGAAUUGAACACAUCGGUAUUUCUAUCUCUUUAAUCUUAAUUAUUUAUUGAAUUUUAAUAAGACUGAAAUUUUGACGAUUCAUCACAAAAAUAACAUAUAAAAAUGUCUAAGAAAUGAAAAAAUUAAGAAAAUUAUUAUUUCAUUUAACCAUAACCUUUCAAAUGACAGUUUAAAAAUGUCAUUAAUAAUAACUGCAACUCCAAAGUAUUGAGGUGUUUUCUUUAAAAGUGUUUUUCAACAUAUGGAACAAACUCGCUCAAAAAUAAAAAGUUUUGGUAAAAUUUUUUAUUCUUUGGUUUCAUCGAUAUCAUUUUUUUUGAAGAAAUUGAAACCAAUCGGACGCUAUGACCACGACAUUUGCAACGAUCAAUUCAGUCUUUACUUGCCACAAACUCUCUACCGGUCUCUUAUUUUUUGAACAAAAUGCUUAUUUUAUAUCGUUUUUGACAAAACCAUAUCGACAAUACAGUUUAAAGGAAUUCAAAGCAGGUCUUUCUUAAUAUUUUAAGUUUCUUAUAAUAUCUUCGUUUUCUAUUACCUCUGAUUUAGUUCUUUGUUGUUUCAACAUCAAUAUCUCAAACAAUUUUCUGGACGCGUCUUUUUUUAUUCAUAAUACCGUAACACAACAGAAAAUAAAGGGUUGGUCCAACCAAAAUGCACGAUGUUAAUUGUAAAUAAAACUAAAAAGUUUUCAGAGAAUUAUCUUAAUAUUUUUUAUAAUGAUAGAAGGAUCCAUGACAAUUAUGUAUGAAACAAAAUAUCGCCCAAAUGCUCGCCACGGCUUCGGUGGCAUACUUCUAUCCGAUGGUCCAUAUUUUCAAUGACUCUGAGACAUAAUUGAGGUUCAAUGUCGUUAAUGUGCCGAAUUAUAUCGUCCUCUAGCUCUUGAAUUGUUCUUGUCUUAUUGACGUACACUUUUUCUUUAAAAUAUCCCCAAAGAAAGAAGUCCAACGGUGUCAAAUCACAUGAUCGUGGCGGCCAAUUAACAUCGCCACGACCAUUCAGUUUCUCGCGCAAAAUAGCCAAUGUUCCCUUGGCUGUGUGGCAAGUGGCACUAUCCUGUUGGAACCACAUAUAGUCCAGGUCCAUAUUCUCAGUUUCUGGCCACAAGAAGCCCGUUAUCAUCUCGCGAUAGCAAACAACAUUCACAGUAAUUGCACGACCGACCUCAUUUUGGAAGAAGUACGCCGCCAGUCCAUGCAUCGACUUUUCAACAAUCACUCGUGGAUCCUCAUUUGCCCAAAUGCGGCAAUUCUGCUUGUUAACGAAUCCACUGAGGUGAAAGUGCGCCUCAUCGCUGAAGAUGUCACCAGUCACUUCUGUCUGUUCAACUAACCAUUCGGCGUUUUGACGAUGCUCGAAAUGAUCAGCAGGCUUCUGUUCUUGAGAAAAUUGAACCUUGUAAGCGUGUAAAUUCAAAUUCUUAUUCAAAAUUCGCAUCAGUGAUGUUCGUGAGAUGUUUAAUUGUUGGGCGCGACGACGAGCAAGCACAGGUGUUUUCACAUUUCCUACAGACCCGGUUUGCUGAAAUUUGCGCACAAUUCUCCCGAUUGUGGACACAUUUGGUCGAUUAUGUUGACCAAAAAAAUCACGAAGUGCACGAAAUGAAUUUUGAUUUGAACGCCCAUUUUCGUAAAAGGCUUCAACAAUCUUAACGCGCUCCUCAAUUGUGUACCUCUCCAUGGUUGAAUUUGUCAAACACUGAAACAAAGAAACGUCAAAUUAAGUUAUGAAAAAAACUUGACGUUAAAGUGCGACUCACAAUUAACAUUGCGUGCAUUAUAGUUGGACCACCUUUUAUAACAGAAAUCAUAGGGGGUGUUCUGAGUAAGCUACAAUUUCCCAGAAAAGCGGUGUGGUUGUCUAGCGGGCGUCAUAUGACGUAUUGGUGGAAAAUUAUCGAUAUGGGCAUAACAGUAUUGGCAGAUUUUGAUGAUUACGAGUCA
Messenger RNA from Diorhabda carinulata, 13240 nucleotides. Its product is annotated as dual specificity protein kinase CLK2-like. NCBI's taxonomy places the organism in Eukaryota, Metazoa, Arthropoda, Insecta, Coleoptera, Chrysomelidae. The record is from RefSeq and is a predicted model, not a curated record. Gene Ontology annotation, molecular function: ATP binding; protein kinase activity. Gene Ontology annotation, cellular component: nucleus. The transcript has 2 exons. Gene Ontology annotation, biological process: protein phosphorylation. Bases 270 to 1814 code for a protein of 514 amino acids.